AUGGCCGGCAAACGUGCCAUCAACAUCGACACCAAUCUUCGAUUGCUCACCGUGUUGACACUUCAACAAAAUGGCUGGCAAAUCUAUCGCGAUCAUUGGUAUAAACUAUUCGAAAUCGACAUGCAAUGGAUUCCCGCCGAAAAUUUUUGCCGUUCAAUGGGCGGCCAUUUGGCCAGCAUUCUCGACGAGUCCGAAAAUCUUUUCGUUCACAAAUUACGCAAAAAGAGCAACAUUUGGAUCGGAUUGAACAAAAUCAACGACACCCAUCAAAUCUAUAAAUGGUCCGACGGCAACGACGCCGAUUUUUUGAAUUGGGAUUCAACGCAGCCAAAUGAGCCCGAGGUCGAUUGCGCUUAUAUGGCGUUUCAUCAGGAGCAACGCGGCACCUGGUUCGACUACGGCUGCCGCGAGAUGCUUCCACAAUUUUUCGUGUGCAAACUACCAAUGCCCUAA
Messenger RNA from Caenorhabditis bovis, 453 nucleotides. Lineage: Eukaryota; Metazoa; Nematoda; Chromadorea; Rhabditida; Rhabditidae. The record is from the annotation of a GenBank genome assembly.